AAUUUCCUUACCCUAAAAUCCGAAAAAGAAUUAAAAACGGAAGAAGAUCUUGAUUUCUCAAGCAGGCGCAGAACUCGGAGAAAUCCAGCCUGAAUGAAAAUAAAUUCCUUUGAGGGAACUGAAGAGCGCACAAAAAUUGCUGGCUUUUCUUUGGAAAAAGACGAUACAGCCGCCUUCUUGAAGUUUGCCAGCUUUGAGCGCCCAUCAGCGCCUAUGAAGAUGUGCACAGUUUAAGUACCGAUUUCUUCACAAAAAUAAGUUUCCACAUCGUAAAUGCACUUUAUGUUGCAUAUGGACAGUCUCAGACUAAUUCCCUCUAUACAUUAAAAAGGAAGCCUGCAUCUCAGCAACCCAAUUACUCCAGUAACCACUCUCAUUGAAAGAAUUUGUCGGAAAAGUUGGAAGGUAAAGGAAGAAGAAGGGGGAAAAGAAGAGGAUGUCCAGCGAGCUGUCACUCAACAUCAACAUCAAGGAGCCUCGAUGGGACCAGGGAACCUUUGUGGGUCGAGCCAAACACUUCUUCACCGUGACUGACCCCAGGAACGUCCUCCUGUCCAGCGAGACCUUGGAGGAUGCGCGGAUCACAGUGGAGAAUUACAGGAAGGGCAUAGUGAAGCCCGGCCUGUCAGAGGACCAGCUCUGGAGGGCCAAGUACGUUUACGACUCCGCCUUCCACCCUGACACCGGUGAGAAGAUGCUUCUGAUAGGACGGAUGUCUGCGCAGGUGCCAAUGAACAUGACCAUCACUGGGUGCAUGCUCACCUUUUACAGGACGACCCCAGCUGUAGUGUUCUGGCAGUGGAUGAACCAGUCCUUCAACGCUGUGGUCAACUACACCAACCGCAGCGGGGAUGCUCCCAUAACUGCCAAUCAGCUGGCUGUGGCGUAUGUCAGUGCCACCACGGGAGCUGUGGUCACUGCCCUGGGGCUGAAGUCUCUCACCAAGCGCCUGCCCCCCAUCGUCGGCCGCUUCGUCCCAUUCGCCGCCGUGGCAGCAGCCAACUGUAUUAACAUCCCCUUCAUGAGACAGAGGGAGCUGAAAUUUGGAAUCCCCGUGACAGACAAGGAUGGCAAUCGUUUUGGAGAGUCCGCCCUCGCAGCCCGGCAAGCCAUAGUGCAAGUGGUAGUGUCUCGGAUUGGCAUGGCUGUGCCAGCUAUGGCUAUCCCUCCUGUCAUCAUGAACGCACUGGAAAAGAAAGCAUUCAUGAAGCGGUUCCCUGUACUGAAUGCACCUGUCCAGGUGGGACUGGUGGGGCUCUGCCUGGUGUUCGCCACUCCACUCUGCUGUGCCCUGUUCCCACAGAAGAGCUCAAUGAAGGUGAGCAGUCUGGAGCCGGAGUUGCAGGAGAAAAUCCGAAAGAGCAGCCCUGACACCACCGUGGUCUACUUCAACAAGGGCCUGUAGAGGG
This is a messenger RNA of Megalops cyprinoides (Indo-Pacific tarpon), 1409 nucleotides long. RefSeq names its product sideroflexin-1-like. The record is from RefSeq and is a predicted model, not a curated record. Gene Ontology annotation, biological process: monoatomic ion transport; serine import into mitochondrion. Gene Ontology annotation, molecular function: monoatomic ion transmembrane transporter activity. Gene Ontology annotation, cellular component: mitochondrial inner membrane. The transcript has 11 exons. The coding region runs from base 437 to 1405 and encodes 322 amino acids. Lineage: Eukaryota; Metazoa; Chordata; Actinopteri; Elopiformes; Megalopidae.